AUGCCUCGCGCGCCGCUGUCGACGCGCGCGAACGAAUCGUUAUGGGUCUUCGGAUACGGUUCGAUAGUGUGGCGCACGGGCUUCGAGUACGCGCGCUCGAUCGCGCCCGUGUGCGCGCGAGGGUUUCGGCGACGGUUUUAUCAAGGAAGCACCGACCAUCGAGGAACGCCCGCGGCGCCCGGGCGCACGGCGACGUUAGAGCGUUGCUCGGAGGACGUCGCGUGCUGGGGCGUCGCGUACGAAGUUCGCGCAGAGGACCGAGAGGCGGUGCUGGAGAACCUGGAAAUACGAGAAAAACAGUACGACGAGAGGAUUGAGAUGGAUUUAUACGACGUCGAUGACGCGAACGCGGUGCCGGUGAUAAGAAACGCGGUAACGUAUAUCGCGACGCCGGCGACGACUAACUUGAACUGGCUCGGAGACGCGAGCGAUGUAGCCGAGCAAAUCGCUGCAGCGCGCGGUCCGUCUGGAGAAAAUUCCGAAUAUUUAUACAACCUGUGCGAGGCUUUGCGGGGGUUAGGUAUCGAAGACGAAGAGUUGUACGCGCUUGAGGCGAGCGUGCGCGCGAUUCGCGGGGACUAG
Messenger RNA from Ostreococcus lucimarinus CCE9901, 582 nucleotides. RefSeq lists its product with no specific name. Bases 1 to 582 code for a protein of 193 amino acids. The record is from RefSeq and is a predicted model, not a curated record. Gene Ontology annotation, molecular function: glutathione specific gamma-glutamylcyclotransferase activity; gamma-glutamylcyclotransferase activity. Gene Ontology annotation, cellular component: cytoplasm. The transcript has a single exon. Gene Ontology annotation, biological process: glutathione catabolic process. Lineage: Eukaryota; Viridiplantae; Chlorophyta; Mamiellophyceae; Mamiellales; Bathycoccaceae.